This is a messenger RNA of Asterias rubens (European starfish), 1512 nucleotides long. RefSeq names its product opsin-5-like. The transcript has 6 exons. Lineage: Eukaryota; Metazoa; Echinodermata; Asteroidea; Forcipulatida; Asteriidae. Gene Ontology annotation, cellular component: membrane. Gene Ontology annotation, biological process: G protein-coupled receptor signaling pathway. The record is from RefSeq and is a predicted model, not a curated record. Bases 1 to 1386 code for a protein of 461 amino acids. Gene Ontology annotation, molecular function: G protein-coupled receptor activity.
AUGGACAAGUAUGCAUCAAACCUGUCGCCCGUGGGUGGAGUGCUGUUGGGCUUCUUCAUUUCUAUUGCCAUAAUUAUUUCCUGCGUCGGGAAUGGAGCUGUACUGAUCACCUCACUGCGCAAGCGCAAGAAUCUAAAGCCGAUUGACCUGUUGACGGUGAACUUGGCUGUGUGUGAUUUAUUGGUGUGUCUGAUUGGCUACCCAUUACCAGUAGUGUCUGGCUUUGGCAAUAGGUGGUCGUUUGGAGAUGCUGGAUGUACUUGGUACGGUUUUUGUGGUUUCUUUUUCCCGCUGAAUUCCAUGAUGACGCAGAUGGCAAUGUCUAUAUGUCGAUACCUCAAGCUCUGCAGAAAGCAAUUCGAUGACCGACUGCUUGGGGAACAGAUGCCAAAGAUAAUCGUCUCGUUAUGGGUUUAUACGUUACUAUGGACAGUUCCUCCUCUGAUUGGCUGGAACAGCUACGUCCCCGAGAGGUUUAAAUUGUCGUGUACUGUCGAUUGGGCAAGCCAGGAUCGAGUGGACAGGAGUUACAUCAUUUGCAUAUUCGUGUUCUGUUACCUGGUACCACUGGCCGGACUUUUAGGUAGUUACAUCGCCAUUGCGAGAAAGAUAUUCAACCAUCGAAGCUUGAUCCUGAAACAACACACAUCUCAUUUUACCCAUUUUUGGACGGAGGUUCGCUUAAUCAAGUCUUCACUGGCCGUCACUGUAGCUUUUACAAUAGCAUGGACUCCAUACGCCGUGGUAUCUUUUUUAGCAAUGAUGAUGGACGUGUCAUAUAUUCCCCACUCAGUCUACGCCAUUCCCACCGUCAUGGCCAAAUCGGCAGCUUGCUACAACCCCGUAAUCUACGUUAUGUUCAACAAGAAGUUCAAAGAAGAGUUGCAACGAUUGUGCUGUUGUUGUGGCUGCAUGUGCUUCAAGGUUUCUAUAAAUAUAAACACCCACAAAAACAUCGCUAAGUUUGGAGAAGUCGGGUGUGUUACAUGGACAAACCCCUUUUCCCGCCAGUUUGUCCACUUGCCACAUUCCCCCGCUAUUGGGGACCAGCGACGGUUGUUUAUAUCCUCUAAAAAGAACAGGCAAAGCUUGGAACCCCGUCAUCCUUUGGGGAUGGUUAUCCACGAGACGAACUGCGACCCGAUGAUGGUCGUAGCAGAGGAGGACGUCCCGGGGCCCUCUACCGGCAAUACUGUUGUACACCCGUUCAGUAACCCCACAGGCUCUACCGCUCUGCCUCUUGUAUUAAGUCUACCGCAUGUACCGGUGCCGUACAUUGAAGCCACCAUUCAGGAAUUCACGUCAACAUCCAGGCAGCGCGAAAGUGUGGCUGGUUCAGCAAGUCGUGUAUCUGUUGCAGUUGUCUAUGCAGAGUCACAAAUGUGAUCAGCUUUCUGUAGACCCCUUUACAGAUAGGAAAAAACAAUGUAUUCUGGGAUAGGAUGCGAUGUUUUGGGAUGUUCGUCACGCAUAAAACGUGCAUAGCUUACUCCCAAAAAGCAUCAUAAUCUG